Messenger RNA from Rubroshorea leprosula, 1076 nucleotides. The record is from the annotation of a GenBank genome assembly. Lineage: Eukaryota; Viridiplantae; Streptophyta; Magnoliopsida; Malvales; Dipterocarpaceae.
CGGUCAAAUAAUCAUACAGUAGAAAGAACAGAAGGCCUUAGUAUACAUUGACAAACAACAAAUUGACAAAACCAACACUGCAUCCAACACUAAAGUUUUCUAAAAGCAAAUAAUGCCAAUGCAUCCGUUAGAAAUAUCAAUUAACUGAAGUUUAUGUUACUAAUUCAAUGUGAAACUAGUUAAAUUAAUACCUAAAAAAAUAAAAAUCUAACAGCUUAAAGAGCGAAGUCGUCUACAGCGUGGAUUGAGUUUCAUUUUUCUGGGCAUACGUGAAUUUAAGUCAAUGCUCCAAAAGUUUUUGGGUAUCAAAUACAUACACGAAAGGAAGUUGAUCCAUAAAUGUGCCCUGGAAAUUUUGAUUUUGACAGCUGAUGCAUUAUCGGGAUUGAGUGCGGAAGAAGUGGUUGAGAGUAGAGUCGUCCCAGCUUUGUUCCAAUCGAUCCAGCAUGGCAUAAUAGAAUUUUUCAGAAUUGGAAAAGCUAAUGUUGAUGUAAUGUCAGCCGCUAUUGAUGGAAAGGCAAAGUUCGUAGAAACUUACGCAAUCGAAUGUCGUCAAGAGAAGUAUUUUCAUGAGCUUAGCACUAGAGAGGGACAUUUUUUGGCUGCAUGGACAGAUGACGAUGGCAACAAUGCGCUUCACAUAGCAGCAAAGUUAGGUCCAGAGUCUUAUCUUGCUCAGUUUUCAGAUCCAAGAAACAAAGUCUAUUUUAAGAUUUCAUAUUUAAGAAGAAAAAAGGAGAAAAGUUGCUGGGUUCGAAAGAACCCAAUGACUGUUAGGUUCAAAUCCAACGACUACUGGGUUCGAAAGAACCCAACGAUUGUUGGGUUUGAACUCAGCAAAGCUUUCGAACCUAGCAGCUACUGGGUUCAAAGGGACCCAAUAGUGCCUGCUGGGUUCCAAGUUCUUGGCUCUGCUUCUUUGCUCCGCCUUUGGGAUCUCAAAUAGUAGGUUCGUAGAAGGUAUAGGAAAGGAAGAGGAAAGAGAACCCAAAUCUGGUGUUGGGAAAGGAGAGAGAAAAUGUAAGGAUUUAGAUUUUAAAGGUUGAAGAAAUGGGUAAUACAGUCAUUUUAUUAUG